CACUGACAGCGGCACAACUGUUGCUCAGCGGAGAUUGAACGUCACCCAGAACCAAGAGUGGAACAUGUUGUCCAGUCCAACGGGUUACACAGAAUGCUUACGCGAAUGGGAGGAUUUCGAGAAGAACUACCAACAGAUUCAGGACAGCCAUCGCUUAUACAAACAGAAACUCGAGGAAGUGACGAAACUGCAGGCCAGCUGCUCCAGUGCCAUAGCGCGUCAGAGGAAGAAACUGAAAGAGCUCACUGCAUCACUAAAAGGAUGCAAAGAUAAUCAUCCAAUGGCCAAAUUUAAUCCAGAGUACGUGGAUGCCAUCGCUGAAAUGGAGGACUCCAUCAAAGACAGAGCAGAUGCUUUCUCUGAAAUGGAAGCGUUUCUGCCAAAGAAGAACGGGUUAUACUUGGCUCUUGUUUUAGGAAAUGUCAACGUAAUACUCCUCAACAAACAGUCAAAAUUUGCCUACAAAGAUGAAUACGAGAAAUUUAAACUGGUCUUCACGGUCCUCCUCUUUGUGUUCUCCUUCACGUGUCGCUUCGUGUUCAGCUCCAGAGUACUGGAUGCCAUGUUUAACUUCCUGUUGGUGUGGUACUACUGCACACUCACCAUCCGAGAGAGUGUCCUCAUCAGCAACGGCUCCAGGAUCAAAGGUUGGUGGGUUUUCCAUCACUACGUGUCAACCUUCCAGUCAGGCGUCAUGCUCACAUGGCCUGACGGGGCUCUCUACCAGAUGUUUAGGAAUCAGUUCCUAACUUACUGUCUAUACCAAAGCUUUAUCCAGUUCCUCCAGUACUACUACCAGAGUGGCUGUUUGUACAGACUCAGAGCUCUGGGAGAAAAACACAACAUGGACAUUACAGUCGAGGGUUUCCAGUCCUGGAUGUGGAGAGGAUUGACCUUCCUGCUUCCUUUCUUGUUCUUUGGUCACUUCUUGCAGCUCUACAACAGCAUAACACUGUUUCAGAUGGUUCAGCUCCCAGAGUGUAAAGAGUGGCAGGUUGUGAUGUGCGGCUGCUCUUACAUGGUGCUCUUCAUGGGAAACGUCCUCACCACACUGGGAGUGGUUUACCAGAAGUACAUGAACAACCAGGACAAGGCCAAGACCUUAUAAGAAAGAUAAUCACUCAAAAAAAAUCUGUUUCUGGAAUGUGCAAAUUUACCAUCAGCUCUAAUAUUGUUUUUAGGGCUCUUUAUCGAUGGCAUGAUUGUUGUCCUUUUGGACCAUUUAAAUGUACUGCUACUUUUAUCAAUAUCCUUUGGAUUUUUGUGUCAAUGAGCAAUAUGUUUUACGAGAUCCUGUUGAUCUGUCAAUAAAAUACAUCGGAAAGAUGUUUCUGCAGGACUUUCUGUGUUAAUUGUACACCUCCGAGAAGUAAAUGUUACUGAAUAUGGAAAUAACUAAGCUGCUUGCAUCAUGGUCGUUAUGGGGAACUGUAUUUCAGAAAGUGCCAAUAAAACACUCAAAACCCC
Messenger RNA from Pseudoliparis swirei, 1467 nucleotides. It is a transcript of the gene tmem120aa, whose product is annotated as transmembrane protein 120Aa. Bases 65 to 1108 code for a protein of 347 amino acids. The record is from RefSeq and is a predicted model, not a curated record. Gene Ontology annotation, cellular component: membrane. The transcript has 12 exons. Lineage: Eukaryota; Metazoa; Chordata; Actinopteri; Perciformes; Liparidae. Gene Ontology annotation, biological process: fat cell differentiation.